AUGGUGCGAGAGGUAGCAACUGCCUUUGGCGAAUCUUUUGACAAUGUUCCGAGGUCGAAGAGACAGAUAGGGCUCGCUAGUGCCGUAUUCUUAAUAUUCAACAGGAUCAUAGGGACUGGAGUAUAUGCAUCACCUAGCAUAAUAUUACGAGCUUCUGGUAGUAUCGGCGUGACGUUUGUCAUGUGGAUUCUAGGAGCUUUCAUUGCGGCAGCGGGCACUGCGGUGUACGUUGAACUUGGAACGGGUCUGCCACGUAGUGGAGGAGAUAAAACUUACUUAGAAUUUAUCUACUCUCGUCCAAAAUAUCUUGUCACUUGCGUGUAUGCGAUGUAUGGUUUGUUUCUGGGCGCGAUAGCUGCAGCUAGUGUCGUGUUCGGGGAAUAUUUCCUUCGUUCGCUAUCUAUCACUCCAACGCAAUUUAACGUUCGCUUUUGUGCUGUACUGUGCAUGACUUUCUGUUUCUUCAUUCAUGGUACAUACCUGAAAUGGGGUCUCCGUCUUCAAAAUGCUCUCGGAUUUUUCAACCUUUUUGUCCUCUCGCUGAUAGCAGUAUGUGGCAUGCUUAGCUUGGCAGGUGUUUCAGGUUUUACAGUCCGGGAUGGUUAUGAUAUACCCCAUAACUAUGAGUGGGAUUCAUUUUGGGAAGGAAGUGUUACUGACACAAAUGCAUUUGUAAUGGGGAUGUACAAUGUUACUUGGUCAUUCAUUGGUUACUCAAACGCAAAUUAUGCCCUGUCCGAGGUCCGCAAUCCCGUCAGGACGAUCAAACGCGCAGCACCCUUGGCUUUAGCUUUAGUAGCUUUGGCUUACAUAUUUGUCAACAUUGCCUAUUUUGCCGUCAUUUCGAAGGUCGAUAUUCUUGACAGUGGUACUGUGGCAGCCGCGUUGUUCUUCAGGAAUUUGUUUGGCCCGGCCGCGUCCAAGGCACUUAGUGCAAUUAUAGCGCUUACUACGCUUGGCAACGUCCUUUCCGUUCUAUUUUCUCAAGGCCGAGUCAACCAAGAGCUUGGCCGGGAGGGAGUAAUUCCUUACUCGUCAUUCAUAUCUAGUAACAAACCUUUCGAUACACCGCUGGCAGGUUUAUUUGUCCAGUGGGCUGUUUCUGUGAUCACCGUGAUAGCAACACCUUCGGGCGAUGCUUAUCUUUUCAUGGUCAACCUUAACACGUUCCCAUUGAUGAUCAUCAAUGUACUUGUGUCGGGUGGACUCCUUCUCCUUUAUACGCGAGCGUACAAAUCCUUCAAUUGGCAGCCGCCUUUUCAGGCCUCGAGAAGUGUUGUGGUAUUCUUCUUUUUGUCACAACUCUUUUUCGCGGUUGUCCCGUUCAUUCCUCCUUCUCCCGGGUUUGACAUAUAUGAGAAUCUACCGUACUGGUCCCACGUCGCGGUAUCCAUCGUCAUUGCCUCCCUCGGGGCUGUUUAUUGGUUUAAUGUUUUCAUUUGGCUGCCGCGCAGGAAAGGUUACAAGCUAGAACGGGAGAUGGUUGUCCAAGAAGAUGAAAUUUCGAGGGGGGUGUUUACAAAGGUACCAAUUGAACAAGGAUCAGUGAUACGAGGAUUUGCAAGUUAG
This is a messenger RNA of Serpula lacrymans var. lacrymans S7.9, 1569 nucleotides long. RefSeq lists its product as uncharacterized. Gene Ontology annotation, biological process: amino acid transmembrane transport. The record is from RefSeq and is a predicted model, not a curated record. The coding region runs from base 1 to 1569 and encodes 522 amino acids. NCBI's taxonomy places the organism in Eukaryota, Fungi, Basidiomycota, Agaricomycetes, Boletales, Serpulaceae. Gene Ontology annotation, cellular component: membrane. Gene Ontology annotation, molecular function: L-amino acid transmembrane transporter activity. The transcript is spliced from 12 exons.